Molecule: messenger RNA, 1307 nt
Organism: Anguilla rostrata (American eel)
Lineage: Eukaryota; Metazoa; Chordata; Actinopteri; Anguilliformes; Anguillidae
Product: sialic acid-binding Ig-like lectin 11
Exons: 7
Source: RefSeq, a predicted model, not a curated record
AGAGAUGUUUGCUACACUGCCUUUUAAAAAACAAAUAUUUUUCUUCCAGAUCCUCCUAAGAACACCUCAGUGUCAGUCAGUCCCUCUGGAUCAGUGUUAGCGGGCAGCUCUGUGACUCUGACCUGCAGCAGUAAUGCCAACCCAGCAGUGCAGAACUACACCUGGUAUAAAGUGAAUGGGACAGAGAUAAACACUGUAGGAACUGGACAGAAUCUCACCUUCAAUGUGACUGAGUCCAGUGGCAGUGAACAGUACUACUGUGAAGCACAGAAUGAACAUGGCAAGGAGAACUCAACAACUGUACAGCUGAAUGUGAUAUACAUGCCUCAGAUCUCUGGUUCUGGGAGCUGCAGCAGAACUGAAGCAGAGAUCAGCUGCUCCUGUGAGAGCCGUGGGAAUCCCUCUCCCAGCAUGGAGUGGCGUGUGUCUGGACUGCGGGUCACUAACUCUACUGAGAGAGUCAUCAGGGAGGAGCAGCUGGGGAACACAGGCCUGAGGAGCUCCCUCACCAUGCGCCAAUCACAGGGAGACACGCCCACUCUCCUCUGCAUCAGCACCAACACUCUCGGCAACUCCAGCCUCCAGCUCCACGUCCCGUUUCCACAGCAACACUCAGGUUUUCUCAUUACCUCACUGCUGAUUGGUGCAGCUGCCAGUGCUGGUGCCAUGAUGAUGAUAUGCCUCAUAAUGCAGCACAUUCUAAAGAAGAAGAGACACAUCCAGCGCUCUGGAAGUAGAAUGAAGGACAGCGAAGGGAUCAUACUGACAGAUGGGACAGCCGCUCAAGAUGAGGAAUCGAUCUACGUCAACAUGACCAUGCUGUCGGGCGCGAGUGCGAUGGAAAAGGGGGACGAGGGCGCCCUGCACUAUGCCACCGUGGAUUUCUCCAAACUUCCCGGCACGGGUGGGGAACACGGAACGGGCAUCGUCCGGGGCACUUCCAAACGGACGCCUGACUACGCCAUGAUCCGACACAAAUCCAGGGAAGAGAGAGAAGGAGCAGAGGAAGAAGGUCAGGAGGUGCAGGAGCAGAUGGGGAAGGAGGGCCAAGCUGAGCUGGGGAUUCAGCCGAGGCGAGGGAGGGCACGGCAGGGACUGCAGCAGCCGCCCGGAAACCCUGCUGCAGAGGAGGAGCAGGAGGAGCAGCGCCAGGAGGAGAACUCAGCAGGAGGCCAGGAGGACAUUUACGUGGACGUCAUGAGCUCCCUGACGGAGGGCUACGGAAAGGGAACAGAGGAGAGUGAGUACGUCGAGGUCAUCGCCGGAACGUGCAGCAACAAUGCCACGCUCAGGGUGUGCUCGCAUUG